Alexandromys fortis (reed vole) is the source of this 6364-nucleotide messenger RNA. RefSeq names its product KLF transcription factor 12 (gene Klf12). Gene Ontology annotation, biological process: regulation of transcription by RNA polymerase II. NCBI's taxonomy places the organism in Eukaryota, Metazoa, Chordata, Mammalia, Rodentia, Cricetidae. Gene Ontology annotation, molecular function: DNA-binding transcription factor activity, RNA polymerase II-specific; RNA polymerase II cis-regulatory region sequence-specific DNA binding. The coding region runs from base 579 to 1730 and encodes 383 amino acids. The transcript has 8 exons. The record is from RefSeq and is a predicted model, not a curated record.
CAUUUUAUGGCAAUAAAGCGACUUAGCGCCUGCUGAGCGAGCCCCUCCCCGCCGCCGCCCCCGCCCUCGGCCCCACCCCAGGGCUCGCCCGCAGCGGCGGGGCUUUGUUUCUGGGGAGGAGGACCCGGAGCUCUUUUGUUUGGGGGUUUUCUGUUUUCACCCCUACCCCACCCUACACACACCCCAACCUCACCCCACCCCGCCCCAACCCCCCGCGCCUCUCGGAUUUCCUGAGCUGCGGGCUGCAAAGGGAGGAGAGCGGCUUCUUGCAACCCCCUCGGCUGGGCCCCGGGGUAAUUCGAUGCGGGCCUGGCGAGGCUCCCCACGUUAGACCUGGGCUCCCGUCUCGACAGCCUCCACCCACCGGCCCACCCUACAUUUAGCGCAUCAUGUGAUCUGGUGUGAAAAGAAUACAAUACCAACACCACCUUAUCCUCAGCAUGAACUAAGAACGAGAAGUCUUCGUGCACUUGGAUCCCUAUCAAGAGUCCAUACUUCUCAUUGGUUUCAUACUCCUCAUGUCUGUGGGAAGUCAUAGAUGUAAAUAAGUCCAGAAUCUCCACACCCUUGAGAACAGAAUGCUAAUGCUUGAUGGGAUGCCGGCCGUCAGAGUCAAAACAGAGCUGUUGGAAUCUGAACAAGGGUCUCCAAACGUCCACAACUACCCCGAUAUGGAAGCUGUUCCCCUGUUGCUAAAUAAUGUGAAAGGGGAGCCCCCAGAGGACUCAUUGCCUGUAGAUCACUUCCAGACACAAACUGAGCCAGUGGACUUGUCAAUCAACAAAGCCAGGACCUCCCCUACCGCCGUUUCAUCCUCCCCAGUCUCCAUGACAGCGUCUGCCUCCUCACCUUCUUCAACUUCAACCUCCUCCUCAUCUUCUAGCCGUCCAGCCUCAUCCCCCACCGUUAUAACAUCAGUAUCUUCAGCAUCGUCUUCGUCAACAGUGUUAUCUCCAGGACCCCUCGUUGCCUCUGCCUCUGGCGUGGGCGGCCAGCAGUUUCUACACAUCAUUCAUCCUGUCCCACCUUCCAGUCCCAUGAACUUACAGUCUAACAAACUCAGUCAUGUUCAUCGCAUCCCUGUGGUGGUACAGUCGGUGCCGGUUGUCUACACAGCCGUCAGGUCACCUGGAAAUGUGAACAACACUAUUGUUGUGCCACUCCUGGAGGAUGGGAGAAGCCAUGGCAAAGCACAAAUGGACCCCCGAGGCCUAUCUCCCAGACAAAGUAAAAGUGACAGUGAUGAUGAUGACCUGCCAAAUGUGACCUUAGAUAGCGUUAAUGAAACUGGAUCCACGGCCCUUUCCAUAGCCAGAGCAGUCCAAGAGGUCCAUCCAUCCCCAGUUUCCAGGGUCCGGGGAAACCGAAUGAAUAACCAGAAGUUUGCUUGUUCAAUCUCACCAUUUAGUAUCGAGAGCACAAGACGCCAGAGACGAUCAGAAUCCCCGGACUCCAGGAAACGGCGCAUUCACAGAUGUGACUUUGAAGGAUGCAACAAAGUAUACACAAAAAGUUCUCACCUGAAGGCACACCGGAGAACACACACAGGAGAGAAGCCCUACAAAUGCACGUGGGAAGGCUGCACCUGGAAGUUUGCCCGCUCGGAUGAACUGACCAGGCAUUACCGCAAACACACGGGAGUGAAGCCAUUCAAGUGCGCGGACUGUGAUCGCAGCUUCUCGAGGUCAGACCACCUGGCCCUGCACCGGAGGAGGCACAUGCUGGUGUGAGGAAGGCUCCUGUCGUCCAGCUGGGCAUAAGAGCUGGGUCUCUUAACGAGCGACUAACUCAGCAGGGCUGAGCCUCCUCUACAGUGUUAACGUCAACAGCACCACCGUCCCACGGUGCCUGAAACCAGAGCAGGAACAAGAAGGAACCCUUCUCCUUUCAGCCUGAAGGUAACCCCCCCCCAUCAUGAUCACCCCGCGGGAGAGCUGCUGCAAGCACACUGGCCUGGGGGUUCAGCGCCUCAGGUCCUGAAGAGACAGGCAUUAUUUGUCCGUGCUCUGUCCUCUGCCGUUGGAAAGAUGUUUGUAGCUUGUACAUUUCCCGAGCUGGCCGGACACUCGGCUAUCAGUCCCUUAAAGGUCAUCUACCGCAAACCGAUGUUACAGAAGACCUCAGUUCGGAUGAUUCUUCCAUGGCACCUCCCCCACCCCCAAGCCCUUUAGACAGAGAUUUCAGUUCCUUUCUCAGUAAGCCAGAACACACAUCCAGUCUGUUACCAGCAAGCAGCAUGAACUAGAAAGGAAGGGGCUGUUGGGGAAGCUCUGUUACCCCAAAAGAAGGCACACAGAAGUAGCUCUCUAUGCUAAUCAUGGCGGACCUAGAUAGCACUCACACCUUGUCUUCAUGCCAUCUCCCGGAAGAGAACCAAGAGUCUAUUCAUUUGUUUGUCUUUGCUUGUUUUUGUUCUGUUUCGGUCAUGUUUUGUUCAACCGUUCCAGCAGAGGGGCAGAGCAGUUUCUCAAAGGCUAGUCCUGCUCUGCCCUGGCAUGGACGGGCAGAGGUGUUCUGUAGUUGAAUAGGAAGAGCCUGUCUAAAAAAAAAAAAAAAACAAUAACGACAAUAGUCAUAAUAAUAAUGACCGCCCUACUUCAAACUGUAGUGUUCUGUCACCUAGGCAUCAUCUCCCCUGCCUUUUGUGAUUACAAGGAAUCAGGGGGGAGGGGAGCUUCCUUAGACACACCGGCACCAAGGAAAGAGGUGGGGCUGCCCAUGCAAAGUCAGUGAGCAUGAAAAUGAGACAAAGCAGAGGUGGAAAUAACGCUCUCUGGAGGAGAAAAGCAAUAAUGAAUAGAAGGACUUGCCUACAAUCGCUCCACUGAGGACUCACGUUACCAGUUUUCAUACUCACUAAAGGGAUUGUAAAAAACACCCCAGCAUUUCAGAUGUCUUGGCUCCAUUCAGAGGCCCUAGUGACAGCACUGAGGUCAUCUUUCUGCUCUUUGUCGUCCUACUUGCUCGAGUACCACAAGUAAAGAUUAUGCUCCCCGUUUCUCAUUGGGCAACAGUUCUUUGGUGACUAGCUAGGCAGAGCUGAAGGUUAACUCUUCAGUCAGUGGGGCUGUUCAGCUUGGGCAUGAGUCCUUGGAAAGAGGGGCCCGGGGAAGCCCACCUUGGUGCUGCUUCUUCAACCUGGAGAGCCAAGAUUCUGACUCUCCCGUGGAUUCUUCUCUACAUGGUUCACUUUCUAAACUGGCCCGGAAUCCCCAUGUUCCCCACAUUGGCAUCCACAGGGACAGAUAACCUGCUUAUCCUGGGAGAAGGACGAGAAAGUCAGGUUCCAUUGUCCCCCUCAAAUGAAGAGCCUUUUGUAUCUAGCAAAAAAUAUACAGGAAAAGCAAUACAUCCCCAACAAGCACUCUUUCCAAUAUAGUAUCAUAUUUUUGUCCCCACUAAAAGCUGUUGUUUUCCCAGCUUUGUGUGGCAAUUGGGCUUAGUGAGAUUUUUUGUUAAGAUUUUUUUUUUUUAUAGCUUAACUAUAAAAGGUCUCCAGCAAAGACCUUUGCAAUAUAUUUCAGUGACAGAUGCUUGAUUUGGGAAAUUGCACAAAUUAACCACAUAAUAUUCCUAGCUCAUUUUUAAAUGUCUGCACAUUCUAAAAGGAUGUCUGGUGACAGAGUUAUCCUUUACAGUAUCCGUUUCUAAUUUGGGGAAUUGGGUUCUGACAAAGCAAGGACUAUAAACACUACUAGAAGAACGGCUUGGGUUGGAGCGCUUUUAAAGGAAUUUUAAUAAAUGUUCAGGCAAAAGUAUUAUGAUUUACAGAUCAAGUCCUGGCUUCAAAAAUAUGUGCUCUAAUAUUUUUUGCCAGGUCUGAAGAACUCAUCAGGCAAUUUCCCUCUAACAAGGGCUGCAGUUCUGUUGAUAACUAGCUUCAGCUACACGGGCUGGUACCCACCAGCCAGUGGGAUUUUUUUUCAACCAACUGGAACAUUUUUUUUUAAAUCUGUACUGUAUGCACUUCCUACUUCUCAUUGCCUGUUAUCAUUCAGAAUAAAAACAGGCUUCCUGAUGCAUGCCAGCAUUAGUAACUGGCCAGUGCAAAGAACUCAGACAGUAGCAAGCAACCAUGAUCUCCCCAGGCGCUGGCCCCAAAGUCUAGUUGGCAGGUAUAGGGGAGUCACUCAAGUGAAGGAUAGAUUUGGCUUCGUUCUGUCUGCUCUCAUCAGAGCCAAUCCUUUUCCCACUGAGAGACAUCUUGCAAGUUUUACAGGUAGAAUUCAUUGAACUGACAGGCAGAGGAAGCUUCCUGAGUGACAUCUUGAUUUAAAUUUAGCACAGAACGAAAAGGAGUUGCACCUAACCGCUUAGGGAAGACUUGGGGAAGCAAGCUUCCCCGACUCACUCCCCAGCAGUGGGAAGCAGACUGAGAUGGUAAGAUCACUGAUGAAAUCUGCCAUCGUUCCAGCAUCCCCCUCCUUUUGACACAGUGAUGUUUUUAGAAAGGAUGUAAGCACAAGUGAACAUGUCUCUGAUGUGGCCCAAGAACUAAAACUCACUUGGAACUCAUCUAGGGGAUGUAAGCAGUACUCCUUGGCAGGUGGGUUUGGGACUGAAGGAAAUAUGAUAUCCUUAGGCACAGAGACGCCUCCAGUCAUUUUAUGUGCAUAUCUAGCUUCUUGAAAAGCACAGUCUAUGAGAAGCUAUCGAAAAAGAGAAAGAAUCUUGAAGGACUUCUUGGUGUUCCCUAAGCAGAGCAAGUUUGGGCUUCAAAUUUGAAGCGGUUCAGCUUGCAGCUAGGGAGCUCAUGUGUGGUUGGUAAGACCUGGUGACAAGCAGGAAGAAGUGAUUGUCUCCCUGCCCUGUGAAGACUAAUGACAAGGGAGUUGAGUUACUUGAGGGUUUACAGAGAGUCCCUUAUAUUUCAACCUCAAGUUGUUUGGAGAGAAACUUCCCAUUCAGCUCCAGCCUCCUGCUGUCGAUUGCUUUGGACACUGCUUGAUUUUAAGUUCUGUUAUGGCAUUGAGAAAGAGGUUCCUGAUGGCUUUACCAUGGAAAGUACACUACUGCCUUUACAAAAUGCGUACGCCUUUUGUUUUCAAAAAGUUGAGGGUCAGUUACAUGAGUAAAAUGAGCACUUUUAAAUAUCACUUUAAAGUUUAAAUGGGAUAGAGGAAGAUGAGUUAGGGGCGGGGUCUUUCAAAACGCUUCACUGUUUACAAACGAAAGUUCUAGGUGAUUAGAAAAGCUAUGUUCGUCAUGAGGGAAAUUUGGAAUAGCUCAUGCAAAGACUGUAUUCAUGUUUAUACGAAUUGUUUAACUCCAAAUUGCCAAUUGUUUCUGAAUGGAAAUGUAAGUCUGCACUUUGAGAUCAGCUCAUUAGAAUGAUAACAUGUAUAUGGAUAAGAGAUGCAGUAUUCCUUAGUCUGUACUUUGUUUAUUAUAUGUACCAAAGCUGCAAUUGAAUAAAUCAGGUGAGGUGAGGCCUUCGGUAGUAUUAAUAUGCCUUUGUUUUCUUCUUGUAACUGCCUAGAAAAGUAGCUGAGGGGUUAAUCAAGGCUGUCUAUCACUUUUAUAUUGAGAAGUCAUAGAACUUACUGAAGCAGUGGCAAUACCAGCACCCAUGCAGUCUGCCUAGAAAGCAUCGAAUGUGAACUGAUGUUGAUGAACCACCAUAGGCCCAGGAAGCCUUAAUACUCAUAGUUCGUACCCUACUCUCAUUAAGUUUGUCCCAUAAAUAAAUGCCAUCAGCCAAAUCUCUUCCUUGACUUGUUCUGAGGUUGGAUUCCCUGCAGAAGGAACCGGUCUUGGUUUAGUCUCGGGAAGAGAUUUGACCGGUCAUGUCUUCCAUAUUACAUUUCUCCUUGCUCCCACACUGCCUUUCACUUACCUGGAGAGACACCCCCAACACAUGCACCUGUGUGCACACACUGGCACAUGCAGCAGCCGCCAGGCGACUAAAUAUCAACAAAGAACUUUUGUAAAAGAAAUACUUUGUGAUAAUCCAUACUAUGUAGAAAUGUAAGUUAUUACCUGACUAGAGAAUCAGCUUAUCUUACUAUGUAACUUUGCCUGCAUUUUAUAGUUAAGAAAUGUAUAUACAAAUUCAAAAUGCUAUAUUUUCACAAUUUCAUUAUAGAGUAAUGUCUGUUUAGCAAACCAUGCCCAUUGGUAUUUUAAAUAUGCUAAAUACUGAGCAAUUGCAAUAGAAAUUCAGAUUUUUCAUAAGAAAAUAAAAUGGAAGGGUACUGCAUCUUUAAAAAAAAUAGAGUGAAGCUAUUUUACUGUAUUCGUAACAUAUGUGAUAGUGGACAAAGUAUUUUCAAACACGCCAAUUUUACAGAGGUUGUAAAUAGUUUGAUGACAUAUGUUGGGGGAAAGCUUCUAGUUUUCAUCACAAUAAAAAAAAUAACACUUA